Messenger RNA from Pelagomonas calceolata, 1686 nucleotides. The record is from the annotation of a GenBank genome assembly. Lineage: Eukaryota; Pelagophyceae; Pelagomonadales; Pelagomonadaceae.
GUGAUGACCGACAGCAACAUCUACACGGCCCGCGAUGCAUGGCUUGCGAACCCGACAGCCGCCGAGGCGACGUACGGCCACAUCUCGACGUGGGAGACUGGGGGGGUGACGGACAUGUCGUAUUUGUUUUGUGCGAGUUCGAGCACUUCGGGGCUUUCUCAGGGAUGCAAGACUGCCGCGGCGUCCUUCAACGAGGACAUCGGCGCGUGGGACACCUCGGGCGUCACAACAAUGGACUACAUGUUCUACAAAGCCUCGGCCUUCGACCAGGACCUCAGCGACUGGAGGGUCGACAAGGUCACAAGCAUGACAUACACGUUCGCGUAUUCGGCCUUUGACCAGGACCUCGGCUGGUGCUUGGACGGCGUGUACCUGUGGGGCGAGUUCUUUGGCACCCCGUGCGCGUCGACGUCGUGCGGCACUGGUGCUAACAUGGCUACGCUGGUGUGUGGCGGCGAGCCGCACGACGACAGCACCAUACAAACCGCCGUAGCCACGUGGCUCGCGGACGCGACGGGCGCCGAGGCGACGUACGGCCACAUUUCGACGUGGGAGACUUCCAGGGUGACGGACAUGUCGUAUUUGUUUCGAGGUGCAUCGUCCUUCGACGAGGACAUUGGCGCGUGGGACACCUCUGGCGUCAUCACGAUGUCCUCCAUGUUCUACGAAGCCUCGUCGUUUAACCAAGACAUUAGUGGUUGGGCGGUUGACAGCGUUACGAGAAUGUACGAGAUGUUCAAGGGCGCCUACGCCUUCGACCAGGACCUCGGCUGGUGCGUGGACUACGGCGUCAGCCUGUACGAUGCGUUCGAGUACACCCCAUGCGAGUCGACGUCGUGCGGUGUCACACUUGGCUGCCCGGCGCCGACGCCCGCGCCGACUAUCACGCAUCCUCCGACAUAUACAGUUGCGCCCACAGCUUCACCUCUCGUCGCCGUCGAUGGCUAUGGCGAUAAUGGCAUCCGCACGGCGGUGGCAAGCUGGUCAGUAUCGAACCCCGCCGCCGCCAUCCGAAAGUACGGCCACAUCUCGACGUGGCAGACAGGGGGCGUGACGGACAUGUCGGAAUUGUUUUGUACGAAUUGCGGCCUUUGGAUUGCUUCGAACUUCAACGAGGACAUCAGCGCGUGGGAUACCUCCGGCGUCACGGAUAUGAAGGAGAUGUUCUACAAACAAUCAUCGUUUAACCAACCGAUCGGCAAAUGAAAAACCAGCGCUGUGAAAGACAUGGAUGAUAUGUUGAGCGACGCAUCGUCGUUUAACCAGGACCUCAGCGGCUGGGACGUUGUUGCCGUGACGCGAAUGGGCGACAUGUUCAAGGACGCAAAGGACUUCGACCAGGACCUAGGCUGGUGCCUGGACAACGACGUGGGCCUGAAAGAGGCAUUUAAAGGAACAAAGUGCGAGUCGACGUCGUGUGGUGUCGCGCAAAAGGACGUCAUUGGAAUUUGCGACCCAGUCGCUCGUCCGUGUCUCAUUCCCAGUGUUAGUGAGCAAUGCAUAAUGAACUCACCAACAAUAGCCAUCGCCCUGGUUGUCCUUCUUGCUGGCUUCGGCGCAUGCGUCUACUGGAGGAAGAAGAAGGACGAAACUUACGUCGCCGCCGCCCGCCGCCUCCUCUACAGCUGCCUCUGCUGCUGCUGUCUCUGCUGCAGGAAAAAGAAGGAACCGAGUGGCAUCAACUCC